Pseudoliparis swirei is the source of this 3742-nucleotide messenger RNA. It is a transcript of the gene map2k2a, whose product is annotated as mitogen-activated protein kinase kinase 2a. Bases 816 to 2015 code for a protein of 399 amino acids. The transcript is spliced from 11 exons. NCBI's taxonomy places the organism in Eukaryota, Metazoa, Chordata, Actinopteri, Perciformes, Liparidae. The record is from RefSeq and is a predicted model, not a curated record. Gene Ontology annotation, molecular function: protein kinase activity; ATP binding. Gene Ontology annotation, biological process: protein phosphorylation.
GGACAACAAAUGGUUAAACUGGACUUUUAUCUCGUUUAAAAACAGAAUCCCGCAGACCUUAUCGCAGACUCAUCUCCCACGCGCUUCCUCCAUUCCUCCCAUCAACUUGUCGGACGGCCUCGGUCUCGCGCUACCUCUAUUUGAAGGGCUCUCCCUGUGGGUGUCACACAGGUCUGAUGCUGCCGCUGCAGCUGCUGCUUCCUGUAUCGAGACACUACCGCGGAACCGAAGCCCUUUUUUCCGCUCCAGAGCCCCCCGAACACAAAUACGCCAGGAAUCUGUUGCUCGGACGCAGCCCGUCCUGCGGAAGGGAAGCAAACCCGAGUCGGUCUCCCGGUGUUCGCUGCCGGUAAAACCCGCUGCAGCCCCGUUUUCUUGCGUAAAGCUGAGAAACGAAAGAGGCUCGCACGAGACGCAGGGCACGGUUUUUUUUCCUCCUCUCCCUGGUGCUAGCUAGUAGCGGCUAGUAGCAGCUAAUGGCUAGUCGCAGCAGGUAGACAAACCUAGAAAGAAGCAGGACAAAUAAUAUAAAUGUGUUCACUCGGAACACUGUAGAUGCACCGGAAACCCACCUGCACGCUUUAGAUAACAUCGGUAGGAUACGAUUCACCCCAACAAGUAGCUGGCUUACUUAGUAUACUAAUUUGGCUAACGUUAGCUAGCUAAGUUACUAGCCACCAAGAGCUGAUCCUGUUGCUUUUCCUCUCCCCCCCACAGAGUUUUGAACAAGGUAAACGAGUAGAAUAGCAGCUCGUUAGCUCUCUGACACGCCAGUGUUUUAUUGGAGAAAAGUAAUUUCGGGUUAUUGUUGAAAAAUGGCUCCGAAAAGAAGACCCGUUCCCCUGAACAUAACGCCCAUCGGGGAGGGACAGGCCACCUCCAACAGCAUCGAUUCUGCAUCCGAAGCCAACCUCGAGGCCUUACAGAAGAAACUGGGCGAGCUGGACCUGGACGAGCAACAGAGGAAACGACUGGAGGCCUUCUUGACCCAGAAAGCGCAGGUCGGGGAGCUGAAGGAUGAGGAUUUUGAACCCAUAUGCGAGCUGGGUGCUGGGAACGGGGGAGUGGUCAACAAGGUCCGCCACAAACCAUCCGGUCUGGUCAUGGCCCGGAAGUUGAUCCACCUCGAAAUCAAGCCUGCCAUCAGAAACCAGAUUAUCAGAGAGCUGCAGGUGCUGCAUGAAUGCAACUCUCCCUACAUUGUUGGCUUUUAUGGGGCCUUUUACAGUGAUGGGGAGAUCAGCAUCUGUAUGGAACAUAUGGAUGGUGGAUCCUUGGACCAGGUCUUGAAGGAAGCCAGAAGAAUUCCAGAAGAAAUCCUGGGGAAAGUCAGCAUUGCUGUGUUGAGGGGAUUAGCCUACCUGCGGGAGAAGCACCAGAUCAUGCACAGAGAUGUCAAGCCCUCCAACAUCCUGGUCAACUCUCGCGGGGAGAUCAAGCUGUGCGACUUCGGUGUGAGCGGGCAGCUCAUAGAUUCCAUGGCCAACUCCUUUGUUGGAACACGCUCCUACAUGUCGCCGGAGAGACUGCAGGGCACUCACUACUCUGUUCAGUCUGACGUGUGGAGCAUGGGUCUGUCCCUGGUGGAGCUGGCGAUUGGCCGCUACCCCAUCCCCCCACCAGACGCCAAAGAGCUGGAGUCCAUCUUUGGACGGGCCAUCGUGGACGGGGCCGAGGGAGAGCCUCACUCCAACCUGCAGAGGCCCAGACCACCGGGCAGACCCGUGAGCGGGCAUGGGAUGGACAGUAGACCUGCCAUGGCCAUCUUUGAGCUUUUGGACUACAUUGUGAAUGAGCCUCCUCCUAAACUGCCACUUGGGGUCUACUCCAAUGACUUCCAGGACUUUGUGACAAAAUGUUUGAUCAAAAACCCAGCUGAGAGGGCCGAUCUGAAGAUGUUGAUGAGUCACACGUUCAUCAAACGAUCCGAAGUGGAGGAAGUGGACUUUGCUGGCUGGUUGUGCAAAACCAUGGGCCUCAACCAGCCCGGUACUCCCACCCGCGGCACCGAGUGAAAAGGCCCCAACUCCCCCGACGCACACCCGUGUCUUGCUUGCAUUCACAUAAAUAUACUGCACAUACACAAGCCAUCACACACACACACACACACACACACACACACACACAGGCACUUUUUUCCCCCCACCAUCUUGCUCUUGGGUACGGUUCUGUCCCCCUUUCCCCCGCCCAGCCCAUUUAUCUCUUUCCCAGCAGCAGAGCCCUUUGAGUCGUGGUGCAGUGAGACCACAGGUCCACCAUGCCAGUGUCGAGAGUAGCCACAGCUCACUUGUCCACGCUGCUACAGAGGAUGUGAAGCACUGAAGGGCUGCCCGUGUGUGUCGGCUGAAUUCGGAUUGUUUGACAAACUUAUUUCGUAUUGUUGAUUGUUCGAGUAUACAAAUAUUCUGUAUUAAUAUUUUGUAUGGCAACAGUUGAUGGCUUGCAGGACUUGUAUUUGAAUAAAGUGCCCGCUGUAGAAAUUUCCAAACGGAGAAAUACAAACACAUCACCUACUUGCAAAUAGUUUUUCUUUGGGUGACUGCAGCUAUUUUGAUUUCAAGUUCCUUUUGUCAAAGUUGUGAUGCAUAAAUGUUCUCAGCAGAGACUUUGCAAUUACCUCCACUGUAAUUGUUAAAUGUGCAGGACAAAUAAGCAUAUAUGGAGUCAUUUUCACACAUUUGGUGAACAAUGUCACAAACCAAAGAGGGUACUCGUGACACCGUUUUUCAAACGCCUGAGAAAUUUUAUUUCGUAUGCAAGUUCACAAACAGUAUAUCGGUGUAUUUAAAAUGUUUCGAUUUUUUUUCUUUCAUCCAGUGAUCUGCGCUGUGUUGACAUUGUUUCCGUGACAUGCAUUUCAAUGCUCAUCCCACACUGUCUCUCACAUGGGAGGAGGCAUAUGCUGUGGAGGCCUGGAAAAUGCCAGAAUGUCCUUAUUGACAUUUAGAAAACUGAUCAAAGUGUAUUCACAGGCUGACAUAGCAUGGUUUAUUAUCCAAUACUGUAUAUGUAUUUUAUUUCCUGAUAUCAUGAUGGGGAUGUUUUGCUGGUGUUUUUAAUCAAAAGCCUGAUUCUCUGCGAUGUCGAUAUGAAAUUCCAAUCACGUUGACAAAUUUGAGUAUUUUUCUUUUUCGCUCUGUCCGUCUGUACUUUCCCCCUGAAGUGUAUUUGGUUGUGUUGUCACUGUACUGCUUCGUGUGGCGCUCCAAGCGUUCUAUUGGGACACAACCAGCCGAGGGGGUGUGCUUUUGGAAAAAAGACGGGUUGAAAUGCAUUGACAACAUUUUCUCUGGGAUGUAACCCAAUUAAUUGUGGUUAUAAAAAAAGAAAAAUACAACCCAACAUUGAAUGAAACUUCAGAUGUUUCAAAAGGGUUUGACUAAACAUUUGAAGCCAGGUCAGUGUUGGUCACAUGGUGGUGGUGGUGGGGGUCUUACUUGCUGGCCUGCCGUCUCGCUGGAGCUGUUGUAUCCUCUGCUUAAGGCUGCCCUUUCUUAUUUCCCCCCCCCCCAACCCCUCCCAAUGUGCAUUUGUUCGGAGCAAAAAUGAAUGCGUUGUCACUUGUAUGUGUACAAAGCGUUAUACAAAAAUUACAGGAGUACUAUUUUGCAGUCUUAAUAUACAAAUUUUUGAUUUAUGUAAAUGACAAGGGAGAAGAGUCAUUUUUAUUAUAAUAUAAAAUUGUGUUGGAUAUGGUUAUAAUGUAUAAAAAAAGAUUAAAAUAAAAGUAUUUGUUGUAAGA